Molecule: messenger RNA, 1003 nt
Organism: Paramacrobiotus metropolitanus
Lineage: Eukaryota; Metazoa; Tardigrada; Eutardigrada; Parachela; Macrobiotidae
Exons: 5
Coding region: 241-810 (189 amino acids)
Biological process (GO): mitochondrial translation
Cellular component (GO): mitochondrial small ribosomal subunit; ribosome
Molecular function (GO): structural constituent of ribosome; small ribosomal subunit rRNA binding
Source: RefSeq, a predicted model, not a curated record
UUCAAAAAUUUCGUUUUGAUAUUUGUCAGUUUCCAAACUUUUGAACUUUUUAACACCUUUAGCAAAAUAGUUUGAUUAUUUUCGGGAACUUCUAACCAGAAGUGGAAAGCAUUUUAUAGCUGGAUAAAGCCCCACUCUGGCAUACUGAUCUUCACACUUUUAACUUAUCUUGCGGCCUUCGCAUCAGUUCACUUUCGGAUCAUCUGAUUUCAUUCAUUUUAUGAUUUUUAUCGAAGAACAAUGAUACCGAGAUCGGCAGCAACAAUAUUAGUGAACAGUAGUACUGUUCUCAAUCGGUUAUUAAAAAUCCAGCCAGUUGUCACACAAUCCCAGCGCACAGUGCUCCUGCGCCCGGAGUACUGGUACUUUAUCGACACCGAGGGAAAUCUGCAGUCCACUAAACGCCGCGUACGCUAUCUCGAUCAGCCACCAGUGGAAGAGCAGAUCGCGGCGACAUUUUCCUUGGCGAAUGUUGAGAAGCUUCUGCAGGAGAUGCAAGGCGACUUGCCGCUUGAAGCUAUGCCAAAUCCCUACAAGAAGGAAAGAGAACGAUGUAUUUUGUGUAAAUACAACAUUGAACUGGAUUACAAGAAUGCGCGUCUGAUAUCGCAGUUUGUUUCACGUUACACCGGCUUGAUUUAUGAACGCCAGACCACGGGACUGUGUCGGAUGCAGGAUGAGAAGCUGCGGCAUUGCCAUAAGGAAGCUUGUAUUGCUGGGUAUAUGCCCCGCUCAUUGGGCGUAACGGAACCUGUUUUUCUUCAUGAUCCGAAGUUGUUCGAUCCCUUUGUGCCAAAGAGAAAAAGCUGAUCUGGACGUCUUCAGUUUUUCUUGUUUUCUGCCACGCGUUGUAUGAAAAUGUUAAUUAUGAAAUUUGCUUGCUUUUUCGAAGCCAAUGGGACUGGUAGUUUACAAGCUUAAAACUGCGCUUCCUGUUGGAUUAAACGGUGAUUUAUUGUAACUUACAUGUUGGAAAGAAAUGGCCAUGUUAAUAAAAAGCCUC